UCUAAGCUGGGCCUGCUAGGGACAAGUGGAUUUGUAAUUAUGGGAGGAACAUGACACUGCAGAACUAUGUUUACCACGCAGACUAUCAGAUGUUUGGGUUAUAAAUAGUGCUCGGCUCCUGCGCCGUCUCUCUCUCUCGUAGAGGGAAUGUUUGACUCCACAGAUCCUACAAGAGAUAGCGCUCUAAAAUCGCCAUGUCUAGAGAUACGUUCCCCUUUACCCCGGGAACCCUGCGGGCCCUACAGAGGCAGCGGGAGCAGCUGGAAUGCGAGGAUCGGAGAAGAGCCGCCAGCAGGGAAUGCAUCACCCGCAAGGCCUUCACCACCAGCCGGGCGGCCCGACAGCCGGUCUCCCACAAACACAGAUACUGCAGGGACGCCGCCAUCCACAACGCUCUCUACACCGGAGAUUUCGAAAGGCUGAAGGGGAUCUUUAGAGACGAUGGUUCUGCGGAAGUUCUGGUGGAGACGAUCAGCGAGGAACUGCAAUGGUCUCCGGAGAUGGGUCUCUGGUCUCUGACCCCAAAGAAGUCUCAUACGUCUCCCCUUCGUAUUACCGCUGGCAGAGGAUACGCUGACUGCGUUCGUUACCUGAUAAACCGCGGAGCCGAUCCCAACUCUAAAGCGGGAGGCCGCGUUGCCCUGCAUGACUCCUGCGAGAGCCACCAUGCAGAGUGUACCCGUCUGCUCCUAACCCGGGGUGCGGAUCCAAAUCUACAGGAUGAGGACGGUCGUGCCCCCCUACAUCUCUGCACCACACCGGAGACCCUGGAGUGUGCAAAGUUACUGUUGGAGUAUGGCGCCCGUGUCAACCUUCCAUGCCACUACACUCGGGCAACCCCACUCCAUGUGGCAUGUGGACGUGGUCUGGAGGGACAUGUUGCUCUCUAUCUGAGCCGCGGUUCUGACCCUUGUGCUCUCAACCGAGAAGGAGAGACGCCGCUGAAUGCAGCUUGCGCGGCCUCGGACUCCCCGCAGCAUUUUGGCCGUUACUACAGGGUGGUUGAGUUGCUCCUCACAGCUGGUGGGCACCCUGGCACUCCAGGAAAGAAAGGACAUAGUCCUUUACACAAUGCCAGCGCUAACUGCCACUUGAGACUGGCACAGAUGCUAUUAGACUACGGGGCAUCUGUAAACGUGACCAACAGUGCCGGCUACACGCCUUUGGACUGUGCGUUACAGGUGUGCACGGACUAUCCCGAGUGCCAACCCCACCAGCUUGUGAGGCUGCUUCUCAACCAUGGAGCUGUCCCUUCUGGUACCAAGAUGUGGAGGUUCUGUGCCGCUUCCCCACAAGCCUUUGAGAUCCUGCUGAACACCUACGACCGGAUCCCUCCCGGAGACUCCUGGGUGGCAUCUGUUCCGACUGAAAUAUGGGAGGAAAAUCACACUUUUUACGAGUCUGUUUUGCUGGCUGCUAACCAGCCGCGUCCUCUGCAACACCUCGCCCGAUGCGCCCUGCGGAAACAAAUCGGCGGGCAGCGGCAGAUGGCCCUGCGCGACCUGCACCUACCGCCCGGACUCGCCGCGUACCUCCUGCUGCAGCCCGAGGGCUCCGUUCUUUAAAUAAUGAAAACCUACACGGCUUUAGGAAUAGUUGUAGUCUUUGCUUGUCUGACAUUAAAACUCUGCAAGCAGCAGUAAAUACAAGUAGCCAUGUAUGAAAUGCUCGCAAAAUCAAAUGCAAUAUUUGAAUGACCUUUUAUUUUCAUGACUUUCGCAGCAUGGGUUACAAAAUAAUUCUCAAUGAAAACAAAAAUGACGUAAAAAGCGGUUAUGGUUAGGGGCGGCUGUGUAUUUUAUCGCACGGACCAUAACCAACAUCAAAAAGCGGAUGCCCGAAAUAAAAACACAAUCCCAAGAUCCUCAAGACAAAAAGUGAAGGCCGGUUUGGGAUCGUAUAACUCGGCAAUCAGGCUGCGGUCGCUGCUAACUUUGACGUUUGCCAGUCUGCCACUGCUACUGUUUAAUAAAACACUGACUUUACGCCAA
Molecule: messenger RNA, 1991 nt
Organism: Spea bombifrons (plains spadefoot toad)
Lineage: Eukaryota; Metazoa; Chordata; Amphibia; Anura; Pelobatidae
Gene: ASB16
Product: ankyrin repeat and SOCS box containing 16
Exons: 5
Coding region: 195-1565 (456 amino acids)
Biological process (GO): neuronal action potential; intracellular signal transduction; negative regulation of delayed rectifier potassium channel activity
Cellular component (GO): axon initial segment; synapse; membrane
Molecular function (GO): transmembrane transporter binding
Source: RefSeq, a predicted model, not a curated record